Molecule: messenger RNA, 852 nt
Organism: Morus notabilis
Lineage: Eukaryota; Viridiplantae; Streptophyta; Magnoliopsida; Rosales; Moraceae
Product: putative disease resistance protein At5g47280
Exons: 2
Coding region: 1-852 (283 amino acids)
Biological process (GO): defense response to fungus
Molecular function (GO): protein binding
Source: RefSeq, a predicted model, not a curated record
AUGAAAUUGAAGAGUGAAACUGCUAGUGUUGCAGCAACAUCAUUAGCAUCUUCCUCCUCCUCCUCCACUUCCGCUCCCUCCAAAAUGAAGCAUUUAUCUAUUGAGGAUGUUGACGAUUCAGAAUCGUUGUUGUUAAAGGCAGUAGUACACAAUGGCUCAUCGCUUCAGUCUCUGAGUAUUAGGAUGUGUUCAAAUUUGACCUUACUUACAGAAGGGAUAGGCGGCCUCUCAUCGCUUACAGAUCUUACAAUUCAUGGAUGCGAAAAUUUGGUCUGGAUUCCAAUUGGGAUAGGCAGCCUUUCAUUGCUUCAGUCUCUGACAAUUUGUAGUUGUUCAGAAUUGGCAUCACUUCCAGAAGAGUUAGGCAACCUCUCAUCGCUUCACUCUCUGGAUAUUUUUAACUGUUCAAAGUCAUCAUCACUUCCAGAAGGGAUAAGCGGCCUCUCAUUGCUGCAAUCUCUGAAAAUUAGCCAUUGUUCAAAUUUGGCAUCACUUCCAGAAGGGAUCGGCAACCUCUUAUCAUUUCAAAAGGAUAAACAACCUCUCAUCGCUUCAGUUUCUGAGUAUAAAGAACUGCUCAAAUUGGCAUCACUUCCAGAAGGAAUAGGCAGAGUCUCGUCGCUGCAGACUCUAAAACUUAGUCGGUGUUCGAAUGUGGCAUCAAUUCCAGAAGCGAUAUGCAGUCUCUCAUCACUUAAAUAUCUCAUAAUUGAAGGAUGUAGCAAUUGGACCUCGAUUCCUAGUGGGAUAGGUGGGCUCCCAUCUCUCGAGGCCGUUAAUAGAAACUGUUGCGAUGAAAUUACAAUGGACGCAUUGGCUGACUACCUCCUGCAGCAGAACUCUCGAGCUUGA